This is a messenger RNA of Brenthis ino (lesser marbled fritillary), 1407 nucleotides long. The record is from the annotation of a GenBank genome assembly. NCBI's taxonomy places the organism in Eukaryota, Metazoa, Arthropoda, Insecta, Lepidoptera, Nymphalidae.
AUGAAUACUUGUCCGGAAUCAAUGAUAAGUUGGGACGCGAGUGAGGGCGAGAAGGCGCCCUUCCUUCGCAAUGAGCCCGUGAAGCUGACGCCGGCGUGGGAAGGUUCCAAUCUGCCCAAUGACACGCUUAACUUAAAAGGUAUAGCCAUGGACUUGGCACCACCUAAAGACAAAUGGAACCUAAUAUACAUAACGCUGAUAUUGCACGGCCUCGGCACUCUCACCGCCUGGAAUAUGUUUAUCACAGCCAAAGAUUACUUCGUCAAAUACAAGUUAGUUAACGCACCGGACUAUGCUCGUGAUUUCAUGACGGACGUGGGAUGGGCGUGUCAAGUGCCUAACCUGUUAUUUAGCUGGUUCAAUAUUUUUGUUAAGAUUGGAGGUAAUCUAACAACUAGAAUAGUAUGGUCGUUGUGUAUCGAAGUGUUGAUAUUCGUGCUGACAGUGGUCCUCGCGAUGGUGGACAGCUCGGAAUGGCCGGUGGUGUUCUUUUGGCUCACUAUGAUAUCCGUAUUCUUUUUGAGUGGUUUCAACGCGAUAUUCCAAAAUUCAGUAUAUGGUGUGGCAGCCCGUCUCCCCCCACAGUAUACGGGGGCGGUGGUCCUAGGUUCGAAUAUCUGCGGGACGCUAGUGGUCUUUUUGAACUGGGCUUCAGACGAAUUCACAACGAGUUACAGAACAUCCGCUAUAUAUUAUUUUAUAGCGGGAAUGUUUGUUUUACUCAUAUGUUUUGAUACGUACUUCGCUUUGCCGUUGAACAGAUUCUUUCGAUACCACGAGACGCUACAAGAGCGCACUCUACGCGUGAACCCCGCGCUAGCAGCGACUAAUCAGAACGCGAGUCCUUCGAAACGCACACCCUACGGCCUUAUAGUGAUGCAGUCCAUUGGACAGCUUUACAAUAUAUUCAUUGUUUUCUUCGUAUCACUAGCUGUGUUCCCAGUUGUACACUCGGAUAUUCAACCAGUAACACCGGGUUUUCUUGGCACCAAUUUUGUGCGACUCACGUGUUUCCUGACGUUUAACUUCACCGCCAUGUUAGGCAACGUGACAGCUAGUUUAUGGCAAUUUCCAAGUCCAAGAUGGCUGUCAAUUUUCACAUCCAUCCGUAUACUCUUCAUUCCAUUCUUCAUGCUGUGUAACUAUCACCCCUUGGGCAGAACAAGGACCCUGCCAGUCCUUGUCAAUAACGAUUGGGUGUAUUGGGCUAUGUCAGCAUUACUCGGGUGGAGCUCCGGACAUGGUAGCUCGUUAGGCAUGAUGUAUGUUAGCGGCACUGUAGCACCCGAACACGCAUCGACCGCCGGCAUGAUAGGCGGCGCGACGCUCGUCACCGGAAUUGUAGCUGGUAUCACCUUCUCCAAGUUCUGCCCCAUCUUCGUCUCACUCGCUGCCUGGCAAAAUAUG